Messenger RNA from Microthlaspi erraticum, 1644 nucleotides. The record is from the annotation of a GenBank genome assembly. NCBI's taxonomy places the organism in Eukaryota, Viridiplantae, Streptophyta, Magnoliopsida, Brassicales, Brassicaceae.
AUGGAGUCGACUGCUAGAUUAGUGGGUGGGAAGCAAGUAGCGGUGUCCUUGACGAAUACAAAUAGAAAUGGAAAUAGAAUUGGCAAAGUGACAAGACAAGCAGCAAGUUUUCUACCUAUGCGAACAAAUCCCCAAAACCAGGCCCUUCAUCACAGUCAGAGUCAGAGUCAGAGCAAUCAACACUUGAAAUUGAGUCGUCGGAUUAAUAAACUCCCUCCUGACUGUGGUGCUGUCAGAGAUGACUCUAACGCUUCAAUAGACAAACUCCCGGAGGUUCAUGGAAAUGCCAAAUCACGCCCUCUGCCUCUCGAUCUCAAACGAGAACUCGUCCUGCUCUCUCUUCCUGCCAUUGCUGGCCAGGCCAUCGAUCCUCUGACUCAGCUCAUGGAGACUGCUUACAUUGGAAGGCUCGGAUCUGUAGAGUUGGGUUCGGCUGCCGUCUCCAUGUCCAUCUUCAAUACCAUAUCAAAGCUCUUCAACAUUCCCCUCCUCAGCGUCGCCACUUCUUUCGUAGCUGAGGAUCUUGCCGCUCAAGGUGACACUGCUUUAGGAGAAGAAAGGAAACAGUUGUCUUCAGUGUCCACAGCGCUAGUCUUAGCCAUUGGAAUUGGCUUCUUCGAGGCCGUGGCUUUGUCUUUGGCAUCUGCUCCUUUUUUAAGGCUCAUGGGUGUACACCCUAUGUCAGAAAUGUUCAUCCCCGCACGCCAGUUUCUUCUCCUUAGGGCGCUUGGUGCUCCUGCUUAUGUGGUUUCUUUAGCUCUUCAAGGCAUUUUCCGUGGAUUCAAGGAUACCAAAACUCCAGUCUACUGUUUAGGUAUUGGUAAUUUUCUGGCUGUAUUUUUGUUCCCUCUGUUUAUUUACCAGUUCAGGAUGGGUGUAGCCGGGGCAGCCAUCUCUAGCGUCAUAUCCCAGUACACUGUUGCCAUUUUAAUGAUUAUGCUUUUGAACAAAAGAGUUAUCCUGCUUCCUCCAAAGUUGGGCUCUCUUAAGUUCGGGGAUUACCUAAAAUCUGGGGGAUUCGUUCUUGGGAGGACUCUGUCAGUGCUCGUGACCAUGACUGUUGCCACGUCAAUGGCCGCUCGUCAAGGAGCUUUUGCAAUGGCAGCUCAUCAGAUAUGCAUGCAAGUCUGGUUGGCGGUAUCUAUGCUUACUGAUGCACUCGCUUCAUCUGCACAGGCCUUAAUCGCGAGUUGUGCAUCCAAAAGAGACUUUGACGGUGUGAAAGAGGUUACGACUUUUGUUCUCAAGAUAGGAGUGGUGACAGGCAUUGCAUUGGCUAUUGUGUUGGGGUUGUCAUUUGAUUCGAUAGCUGGUUUGUUUUCCAAAGACCCUCAAGUUCUGCAGAUAGUGAGAAAAGGUGUACUGUUUGUAGCGGCAACACAACCUAUCACAGCGCAAGCGUUUAUAUUUGAUGGGCUGCACUAUGGGAUGUCGGACUUCGGAUAUGCAGCUUGGUCGAUGAUGGUGGUGGGAGCAAUAUCAUCAGCGUUCAUGCUCUAUGCACAGGCAGGCUUGGGGAUAAGUGGAGUCUGGAUUGGGCUGAGCAUGUUCAUGGGCUUGCGGAUGCUCGCUGGUUUCGCCAGAUUAAUGUGGAGCAAGGGUCCAUGGUGGUUCAUGCAUUCAAGUCACAAGCGUCUUGCUUAA